Messenger RNA from Dinoponera quadriceps, 402 nucleotides. RefSeq lists its product as uncharacterized. The record is from RefSeq and is a predicted model, not a curated record. NCBI's taxonomy places the organism in Eukaryota, Metazoa, Arthropoda, Insecta, Hymenoptera, Formicidae. Bases 1 to 402 code for a protein of 133 amino acids. The transcript has 2 exons.
AUGUGGAAAGUUUUUACAUUGAAUGGAACCUACAAAUGGAUUAACAUAUGUCCGCGUCUUGUAUCGGAGUACAACAGACACAAGCACCAGACCAUCAAUAUGCGUCCAGUCGAUGUGACCUCUGCUAUUGUUGAGAAACUUCUAAGUACGGUGAAGUGCAAUGUAAAGAUUACAACUCCAGCGAGAUUCAAGGUGGGUUACACCCCAAAUUGGACCAUUGAGGAGUUUAAGAUAGCCAAAGUACAGGCAACUAAUCCGGUGAUUUACCUGCUCGAGGAUUCCCGCAAAUAUCCGGUCGCCGGAGGAUUCUACGAGUACGAAUUGCAUCGCGUUGCUAAUCCUUAUGUAUAUCUCGUAGAAAAGAUGUUGCGGAAAAAUGGUAACAAGGUUUAUAUGAAAUGA